AUGGCAUCUCCAGUGACCAACAAGAAAACACUGCUCGGUCUCCCCAACGAAAUCAUCACCCAGAUCAUCGAUUGCCUGGAUAGCGAUCCCUGGCCGCACAAUCGCCGUCAUGUCCGAACAUUCCGGGUGACGUGCAAAAGGAUUCAGGAAUUGUCUGAGAGGGCCUUCUGGCGCUUUCUCCACGUGGCAGAUGACCUUCAAGAGGAUCGACUCCAAUCCAUGUUGAAAGAGCGCCCAGAGAGAUUCAACCUGGUAAAAACCUUCGUGGUCUACCCGCAAACAUAUUCGCUCACUGGACGGCUGCAGCUGGAUGCCCCAAGCGCCAGUCCGCCUUUCUUUGCACGUGUCGUUCGUGCCAUACCCAAAUUUCAUCAACUCAGGACGUUGCAUAUUCACUCAAAUUUCCAGUACAACAAGCAUCUCUUCGCUGCGCUGAACAUCGCUCUCGGACGCGCUGAUCUUGCGGAGUUACGGGAGUGCACUCUCUACAGUGAUACAUGGCAACCGGUUUGGAUCAACCCUUUACUUUGUGCACCCAACCUGACAACGCUAAAAGUGAUGCACCCCUUCCUCGAUGACACCGACGACCCACUGCCGCCGGCCCAUUCCACGCGAUUGAAGCACCUUACAAUGUUCUACGACGGCUCGUUAAACCCAGACGUAAUCUCGACAAUCCUCAGCUUGCCGGCAUCCCUAGAGACUUUGGAGCUCCAGUCGUCUCAUGGCUAUGAUUUAACGCGAGAUCUCGAGUACCGCUGCGUGAACAAUUUGAUGGCAGCUAUUGGGCGUCAUCAACGGCACCUCAAGAGACUCAAACUCUAUAUCGCUGAAAUAGGCGUGUAUUCAGACGGUAGCUCCAGCCAGCUCAUUGACUAUACGCCCAUGCGGGGCUUGAAAGAACUCACCUUCGUUGGUCAUUGGAAUGUCGCGGCGGCACCCAUCAAUUGCUUCGUCAAUUUACCCAGUGGACUCCAAACCCUUGAUUUCCAUGGGCUUCUCGACUUGUCGGAAGUGGUGCAGGGCCUCAUCAACGUGUCUUCGCAUGCAAUUGUCAGAUGCCCACCGUGCGUGAAGAUUGAUGACGAUUAUCGCGCGAGGUCGACAAUAUCUGGUCGUGCGGAGAUGGAAUUCGCUAGGCCAUUCACACGGAAUGCGGCCCGGGUCUAUGAAAAUCACUUGCGUGGCGUGGGUAUGUUUCUCACCAAUGUGCCAGGAGUCCACGAGCUGCAGCUCACACUCAGAGGUCGCACUACCGAGAUACGACUCCGGGCGACCAAAUACGGCUCGCAAUCCUGUCCGACCCUGCAUGCGAUUGAGCAAGAGUUCCAUCUACGGGAACCCGCCUCCUUCGAUGUGUGGUCUAUGCAGCACAGACCGCAACCCUUCGGGCUUGACUAUGAAGAGCCAAGUCAAGCUGUGCAGCGAGGCUUAACCUCAACGUGGGACUAA
Fonsecaea multimorphosa CBS 102226 is the source of this 1449-nucleotide messenger RNA. RefSeq lists its product as uncharacterized. The record is from RefSeq and is a predicted model, not a curated record. NCBI's taxonomy places the organism in Eukaryota, Fungi, Ascomycota, Eurotiomycetes, Chaetothyriales, Herpotrichiellaceae. Bases 1 to 1449 code for a protein of 482 amino acids. The transcript has a single exon.